AUGCCGGAGCUCAGGGACACAAGCAAGUCCCCAACCAAAAAGUCCCUCCUCGAUCGGAAACUUGGGGGACUACUGUUUGUACCAUAUCUGACCACCCACUCAAGUCGUGACACGUGGAACACCCUCAAGCCAGAGACCAGCUCAAUUGGGCCAUACCGAAUGUUCUCUCGGCACUCAGUACCGAUAUAG
Molecule: messenger RNA, 189 nt
Organism: Prunus armeniaca (apricot)
Lineage: Eukaryota; Viridiplantae; Streptophyta; Magnoliopsida; Rosales; Rosaceae
Source: the annotation of a GenBank genome assembly